Molecule: messenger RNA, 772 nt
Organism: Medioppia subpectinata
Lineage: Eukaryota; Metazoa; Arthropoda; Arachnida; Sarcoptiformes; Oppiidae
Source: the annotation of a GenBank genome assembly
AUGAUGAACUUUUGUGACAUUAAACUCAAAGACGAUCCCAGUUUGAUAUCCAGAAGAAUGAUUCGUUUGGGAAACACAAGCGAAUCCAAUGGAAUCAGAAUCAUGUCUUGGAAUAUAUGCUCAGAAGCUUUGGCCAUUCAUUACGACCGGUUCGAUACGAUAAGCGCCGACGACUUGCACUGGUCUAAGAGGGUCUGGAAGAUCGUUGUGGAAGUGCUCUCCUAUUCUCCAAUUGACAUCAUAUGUAUGCAAGAGACCAAUCAAGUGGUCCUCUGCUCCACAUUCAAGCACAUAGAGUCAGGCCGUGAGGUAUGUGUGGCCACCACUCACCUCAAGGCCAGGAGAGGCCCCAUUCUGUCCGUAUUUCGCAAUGAACAAGGAAAGGAUUUGAUGAAGUAUUUGGCAAAGAAGGCCAAAAACAUACCAUUAGUGUUGAGCGGAGACUUCAACGCCGAACCAAACGAAUCGGUUUAUAAGACAAUUACAUCGCAAAUGGUUUCCGCAUAUAAGGAGGGACUGAAAGAUGAGCCCAUUUUCACGACUUGGACUAAACGCCAGUCGGAGAAGGAAUUGAAGCGAACACUCGAUUACAUAUUCUUCACCAAAAAUCACUUCAAAGUGACAGCAAUUGUGUCGCCGGAGAGCCAACAGUUGACGAAACCGAUGCCCAACGGGAACUACCCGUCCGAUCACUUGUCAUUAAUAACUCAUUUAAAUUUUAUUAACUAAUAAGUUAUCAUUUGUUUCUAUCUAUAAAACUUACAUUUUAUUC